Messenger RNA from Anopheles coluzzii, 4650 nucleotides. Its product is annotated as mucin-2-like. The record is from RefSeq and is a predicted model, not a curated record. Bases 373 to 3936 code for a protein of 1187 amino acids. The transcript is spliced from 22 exons. NCBI's taxonomy places the organism in Eukaryota, Metazoa, Arthropoda, Insecta, Diptera, Culicidae.
AAUUCGCAGCGCAUUUCAGUCGGCUGGCGAUUUUGGCGCGUUUAGGAUCGUUCUGCGUGUGCCGGUGUGCCUCGCCGUGUAGGGGACAUCAUUUUUUGCUUGUGGCGCUCGUGAGCAAGGGUGGUGCCUGAAGUGCAAGGAUCAAUCAUUGUGCAUCGCAAAGAAAUAAUUAGUGCAAAUGUAAAUACAAGGAAGACAAAGUGGUUUUUGUGAACAAUUCAACACUGCCAUAUUAGGUGUAAAACGUGCUUAGAACAGUGAAUAUAGUGACCGCACACCGCAGUACGCAAGACGCAGCUUUUUGUAUGGAUUAAUUGUAGCUGCUUGAAGAUCAAAGAAUCGCUGUAGAACAAUCUUCCCCCUCCUACUUGAAUGGUGUGCAUUGCCGUGUGCCCGAAAAUGAAGAGCGCCACCAUAUUGCUUGGUGUGCUGCUGGCCGUCGGUACGGCCCGAGCGGACAUUUCCACGCUGCUGCGCGGUGGCUACUCAAACAACAACAUCCUGCAGGACGAUGGCUACCACUACGACAAGCCGAAGGUUCCGUUCGAGCAGCCAACGACGCCCCGCAAGUGUGCGGUAAGCGACCAGAAUCCGGACGGCAGCUGCGGCUAUGAUUAUCCCAAACCGGAUCAAUCGUUCACACUGCCGAACGAGUAUCUGCCACCAACGACAACGACAACGCGCAGGACGACAACAACCACGCGGCCUACUACAACGACAACGCGCCGAACGACAACCACGACGCGUCCCACGACGACGACAACGCGCCGAACGACAACGACCACACGGCCUACUACAACGACCACUACUACCCGUCGUACUACUCCGGCACAGGAAUAUCUCCCGCCGAGCACCACUACACGUCGAACGACGACCACUACCCGGCCCACGACGACGACUACGCGUCGUACAACGACGACCACGAGGCCUACGACGACGACGACUCGCCGUACAACUACGCCCAGGAUUGUGACGACCACCAAGUGUUCACCGUCGGCACAGAAUCCUGACGGCAGCUGUGGCUACGACUAUCCGAAGCCGGAUCCAUCGUUCACCGUUCCGAAUCGUGUGCCCACCACCACGACCACCCGGCGACCAACAACCACCACAACGCGUAGAACAACGACCACAACCACACGUCCACCGACGACGACUACGCGACGUACGACAACGCCACGCAUCGUAACGACCACCAGCAAGUGUCCCCCGUCGGCCCAGAAUCCGGACGGAAGCUGUGGCUACGACUACCCGAAGCCGGAUCAGUCGUUCACCCUGCCGAAUCGUGUCCCAACGACCACCACUACGCGACGACCAACGACAACGACCCGUAGGACGACAACCACCACAAGGCCAACAACGACGACGACGCGCCGCACAACCACCACGACGCGGCCGACAACCAGAACCACUCAGCGCAUUGUAACGACGACCAAGUGUCCCGUUUCGCAGCAGAAUCCGGAUGGAAGCUGUGGCUACGAUUACCCGAAGCCCGAUCAAUCAUUCACGCUGCCAAAUCGGGUGUCGACUACAACACCGCCCCGCCCGACGACGACGACCACCCGCCGUACGACAACCACGCGCAGAACGACGCCAGCGCAGGAAUAUCUUCCACCGACGACGACAACGAGGCGUACAACGACGCGGCCAACAACUACGACGACCCGGCGUACCACGACCACCACUCGUCCAACGACGACGACGACUCGCCGUACAACGACGCCCAGGAUUGUGACGACCACGAAGUGUCCACCGUCGGCACAGAAUCCUGAUGGCAGCUGUGGUUAUGACUAUCCGAAGCCGUAUCCAUCGUUCACCGUUCCGAAUCGUGUGUCGACGACCACCACGCGCAGGACAACACCACGGCAGGAGUAUCUUCCACCAACGACAACAACGCGACGUACGACGACCACCACUCGCCCUACGACGACGACCACUCGUCGCACUACAACCACAACGCGGCCAACAACUACCACUGCGCGACGAACCACAACGCCGCGUAUUGUAACGACGACCAAGUGUGCACCGUCGGCCCAAAAUCCGGACGGAAGCUGUGGCUAUGAUUAUCCGAAACCGGAUCAAUCGUUUACGCUGCCUAACCGAGUGUCCACCACCACAACGCGUCGGCCAACGACGACGACAACGCGUCGCCCAACAACCACAACGCGUAGGACAACACCGGCACAGGAGUAUCUGCCGCCGACAACGACCACACGUCGCACAACGACUCGGCCAACGACAACGACCACGCGGCGCACCACGACCACAACACGCCCAACCACUACGACAACGCGUAGAACGACAACGACCACACGCCCAACGACUAGAACCACUCAGCGCAUUGUAACGACGACCAAGUGUCCCGCUUCGGAGCGAAAUCCUGACGGAAGCUGUGGCUACGAUUAUCCGAAGCCUGAUCAGUCGUUCACCCUGCCAAAUCGUGUCCCAACGACCACAACACCCAGACCAACCACUACAACACGUCGUACCACAACGACAACGCGAAGGACUACGCCCGCCCAGGAAUAUCUUCCACCGACAACAACGACGCGUCGUACGACGACCAUAACCAGACCUACAACGACCACCAGGCGCACGACUACAACCACUCGUCCCACAACGACGACUACGAGACGUACUACCACAACUACCAGGCCAACAACCAGAACGACACAACGAAUCGUAACCACAACAAAGUGUCCUCUGUCGGCUCAAAACCCUGAUGGAAGCUGCGGCUAUGACUACCCGAAGCCGGAUCAGUCUUUCACCCUGCCGAAUCGUGUCCCAACGACCACUACUACGCGACGGCCAACAACGACAACACGCAUCACCACGACGACUACACGCAGAACUACGCCGGCGCAAGAGUAUCUACCUCCGACGACUACAACGACCCGUCGGCCAACGACAACCACGACCCGGCCGACUACUACGACAACCCGUCGUACAACGACCACAACUAGACCUACAACCACAACCACCCGCAGAACGACAACACCACCGAGAGUAGUAACCACCACUACAAAGUGUCCACCGUCGGCGCAGAAUCUGGACGGUAGCUGCGGAUACGACUACCCGAAACCGGACCAAUCCUUCACACUGCCAAACCGAGUGUCCACCACUACAACGCGCCGACCAACGACGACCACUCGUCGGACCACUCCAGCACAGGAAUAUUUGCCACCGACCACUACGAGGCCAACUACAACCACUACGAGGCGAACGACUACCACAACGCGCCGUACAACGACAACUACACGGCCAACAACAACGACAACCCGAAGAACCACACCAGCUAUCGAGUAUCUACCGCCAACGACUACAACGCGCCGCACAACAACGACGACGCGUCCGACAACUACGACGACACGCCGCACAACCACCACUACGACUCGACCAACAACGCGAACGACUCCACGCGUCGUGACCACGACCAAGUGCCCACUGUCCGAGCAGAAUCCGGACGGAAGCUGUGACUACGACUACCCCAAGCCAGAUCAAUCGUUCACCAUUCCGGAUCGUGUCCGAACGACCACCACCCAGCGACCAACGACGACAACACGUCGUCCUACGACCACCACGCGCACGACGACAACAACACGUCGAACGACACCGCCACUGGAGUAUCUACCACCAACGACCACCACGAGACGAACGACAACGCGCCCACCAACAACGACGACGACGACGACGACAACUCCAAGGCCUACUACCACCACCACCACUAGACCUACGACCACGACCAAGGGUUGCAGCGAGGCGGAGCUAAACCCGGACGGUACCUGCGGGUACGAUUAUCCGAAACCGCCCAACCCACUGACACUGCCGCCAAAGAUUCCGACCACGACCGUCCGGACAACGCCCGCGCCCGAGUAUCUGCCACCGGAUGAAACGACCGGCUACUCGUACCCGAAGCCAGCCAUACCGUUUAACUUCUAGGGAGCGGGGUUUGCUCCUCUUUCUUCUGAACAAGAAUUUUCAUUGCUAGGUUCUCUCCCCUUUUAAGACGAUUCCCUAUGCUUCCUCUGUGUGUGUUUGUCCUGCAUUGUUUCGUAUGUGCUGUGUACAUCGUCAUCAUCUUCAUGAUCACCAUCACCAUCAUUUUAUUAUCGGGGUGACGUCGGUUAGAGCGUGCGCUUUAUUUUCUUACUACUACCAUACUGCCCUAAAUGCCCAACUGUCUGACGGUUCAGUUUUAGUUUAGUUCUAAGGCAUUAGCUAGUAGAAGUAUCGUCCAGUGUGCUAGAGAAAGCAAAUCUAAAAGCCUCCGCACAGUUUGCUGUUUCUUUCGGUUGCAUUUUUCCCUCCCUUUCUCUCGUUCAGGUCGACGAUUAAGUGUAAGGUUACUAAACCGUUCAUUUGAAAUCGGUAUACCAACAAAUCUAUAUCGCAACAAUACUCACCCAGAAACGGCGACUCUAUAGUUUUUUUGUUAGUCAAAGCAGAAGUUUGUCCCCGUGUUAACGAAGGAGAGGGAGAAAGGCCAGUGUAGCUAGUAGAUGUGUUACUUUAAACGAAAAAUGUGUUGUGUUCGAUAUCGUGCAGAAUAUGAAGGAGUGUGUGUGUAUGUGUGUUUAAGAAACCAGAAAAGAUAGCAAUGAGUAGCGGAAAUAAAAGAGAAAACCCCACAGGUGAAAAUGUGAAUAAUUUAAA